GUCCAGGCAUGCAACGCCUACGCCACCAUCCCGGCAGAACCCGCCGAAGCCGGCGGCACUGCCAGGGGUACGGCCGCCUUCUUCCCAAGGCUCGCGCGGCGGAAUGCAGGGACAGGGACAGCUACUGCUGAGCAAGUCCGGCCAGCUUCGGCGGACCGCCACUGGCGGAGGACUCAUCGGGCCCGAGUCUCCCAAUGCCCUGCAUGUGCCGGGCGCACCAGGAGGGCUCAAGACACACAGCGAAGAAUCUCCGCCACCCACGCGGCCAGGCACUGCUGCAUCCCUGGCGUCUGUGCAGCAUGCAUACCGCCGAGAUCCGCAGCGCUACAGGGUGGAGCUUCCAGGGCAGAUGCCGGAGAUCGCCACCCCCGAUCCGUCGCCGCCAGCAACGCAGCCUGCAGCGCUGGCUUUGCGUGUCAGACCGGGAACCGGCGCCCACGGCCACGGUCAAUGGCGCGUGUUGCCUACGGCCAAGGCUACAAAUGCCCGGCCAACCAGCUCUGGUGGUGACCCGGCGCUGCAGCCACUCUCGUUGUCGCUGACGCUUAAGAGCGGAAGCAGCAACCGAAGGACGCUGACAUCUGCAGGUGGACCACGGCCGGAAACCUCUGAGAAGGCCAAAUCCAAAGCCGGUUUCAAAGGAUUCAGGGUGUGGAUGUCAUACAGUUCCUGGUCGCAUAGCCGUGAGCCGGGCUUUAAGUGCCCUUGCUUCUUGAACGUAAAAUCGUCUUCAUACUGCUGGUACAAGCAUCUUGGCUUUCUCCGCUGGUGCACAGGCUUUAUAUAG
This is a messenger RNA of Symbiodinium sp. CCMP2456, 787 nucleotides long. NCBI's taxonomy places the organism in Eukaryota, Dinophyceae, Suessiales, Symbiodiniaceae. The record is from the annotation of a GenBank genome assembly.